Anthonomus grandis grandis is the source of this 6439-nucleotide messenger RNA. RefSeq lists its product as uncharacterized. NCBI's taxonomy places the organism in Eukaryota, Metazoa, Arthropoda, Insecta, Coleoptera, Curculionidae. The coding region runs from base 480 to 5912 and encodes 1810 amino acids. Gene Ontology annotation, biological process: DNA integration. The transcript has 2 exons. The record is from RefSeq and is a predicted model, not a curated record. Gene Ontology annotation, molecular function: nucleic acid binding.
GCCAAAUUUGAACAGCGGCAUCACCGCUCGUAGUUAGUUUAAUGAGAGUCUUCAAUAAGCUCACACCACGACGCCGUUCCUAUGUACCAGUCGUUACUUUUACGGUUGUAUUUAAUAUAAAUAUUAAAGUUAUUACAAAUAAAUUAUACAGUCCAUAUCGAACCCUUCAUUUUGGUCCAGACGAACCGGAUUUGAGGUAGAAAUUACAUUUAUUGUGGCAAAUUUGGUGCCUGUUGUCGCGGCCAUUUUUGCAACGCCUUCACGAGGCUAUUUUUGGAGCCUACUACUGCUAGUUCCCAGGCCGGAAUUUGCAAGUUUGUUAAUGGUUUGAUUGCUAAAGUGGUAAUCAGGAAAACAUGUAAGUCCGUUGACAUUUAUUACUUUGGUCAGUCUAUUUGGGUUAUUUUAUUGUUUAGUUCUGGUAGGUUUGUUUAGUGAAAUACGUACAAUUACAUUUUAUUUAUAUCUCAAUAGUUAAAAUGUCAAAUUUAAACAAACUUAGAUUAAAAAGAGGUGGUAUUAAAGGUCAGUUGACAAGACUUAAACACCAUUUUGAUGCCCUUGACCUAAAUAAUAUUUCUGAAUUGGAGGUUACUCAACUUCAUAGUCGCCUAGACAGAGCCGAACCUCUCUUGAGCCAGUUUGAAGACAUUCAAAAUGACAUUGAGGUAGAGUUGAGUGCCGCUGAUCAGGAAAAUGUAAAUAUUGAUGAAAUUAUUGAAAAGGAAUCUUCAGAGAGACUUAGUUUUGAGGAGGAGUUUUACUCUAUUAUUAGUAAAAUUAAGAUUGUUGUUAAUAAAUUUAAGUCAUGCAAUAUGUCACAUACUAGUAGUUCAGGUAAAAGUGCAAAGGCGACUUCCAGCAUUGUUGCAAGGUCUAUUCACGAUAUACCUGAUGUACCGGUGACAGUGCAGAGCACUGCAAAUACUCAAACUUUCUCUCAAUUGGAGCCAUCAGCUCAACCUCAAACUUUCUCUCAGUUGGAGCCAUCAGCUCAACCUCAAACUUUCUCUCAGUUGGAGCCAUCAGCUCAAACUCAAACAUUUUCUCAUACUCCUAUGUUUGUUAAGCUGCCUGAUCUAAAGCUUCCUAUGUUCAACGGAGCCUAUGAAAAAUGGCUGGAGUUUAGAGACUCUUUUGUUGCAAUGAUUCAUAAUAAUUAUAAUCUAAGCGAUGUACAGCGUUUUUAUUAUUUAAAAUCAUAUUUAGAAGUCGAGCCUCUGCAGGCUAUUGCUAAUUUAUCGGUAACAAAUGACAACUACUCUGUUGCCUGGUCUCUUUUGGUUGACAGGUAUGAGAAUAAACGAUUAAUUAUCUUUAAUUACAUAAAGGCUUUGUUUGAGUACCCUGCAUUAACUAAAGAAUCGCAUAAUGAUUUGAGAAAGUUAUAUGACUUGUUUAACAAGAAUUUGCGCUCGCUUAAAAGUUUGGGACAAAAUACAGACAAUUGGGACACUUUGAUUGUCUAUUUACUUACUAGUAAAUUCGAUUCAACUUCACGGAGAGAAUGGGAGUCUUAUCAAAUUUCAGGUGAAUUGCCCCAGUUUAAAGAUGUAAAUACAUUUUUAAAGGCAAGAUGUGAAAUUUUGGAAAAAUUGGAAUCUGUUAAACAGCCAAGGACGUUGCCGCGUACCGAAAAUAAAGUUCGUUGUCACCAUUCUACCACGAACUCCCAAAAGCAAGCCAAAUUUGUUUGUUAUUUCUGUAAGAAAAAUCAUUCCGUCUAUCGGUGUUUUGCCUUGAAAAAAUUGGAUGUUAAAGCUAGAAGUUCAGCAGUAAAUAAAUUGAAUCUAUGUGUUAAUUGCCUUAAUCCCUCUCAUACCAUAGAAAAUUGCUGUAGUAAUUCAACUUGUCGCCAAUGUGGACUCAAGCACAAUACACUUCUUCAUUCAUCGAGUAGCCAUACUCCGGACGAUCAACAGCAUAAUAGGCGUGAUGCCCCAGACGCAGGUGAAGCAGUCGCGGAGCCGAUGACGACACUUGUUGGUCAUACGAGUGGACAGGGGACGACGUUGUCAGUUUUAUCGACGGCGAAAAUAAGAGUUUGUGAUUCUAACGGAGCGAUGUAUGUUGUGCGUGCAUUAUUAGAUGCUGGAUCUCAGAGUAAUUUUAUUACGGAUAGUUUGGUAAAUAAAUUGGGUUUAGAGAGGCAUAAGAUUAAUUUUGAUGUUAUGGGUGUCGGUGAGGCUCUGACGACCACCGUCAACUCCAGGAUAAAUUUAAAUAUUUCUUCAAUUAAUGGACUUUUUAGCGAUUUUAUUUCUUGUCUUGUUAUUUCCAAAAUAACUCAAUUUUUACCCACGACGUCAUUUGAUGUUUCGCAGUGGAAUUUGCCUGCUGAUUUGGAAUUAGCCGAUGAUUCCUUUAACAUACCAGGGCCAGUUGAUAUCUUAUUAGGAGUAGACAUCUUCUACCGUAUUUUAUUAAAUGAACAAAUAAACUCACCUGGUUUGCCGGUUGUACAAAAAACGAAAUUAGGAUGGAUCUUUGGCGGUCAUUUUAAUAAGAAUUUUAACAAAGUUGGUUUUUCAGAAAACACUGUUAUUUCUUGUUUUUCUAGAGAUAUUUCAAAUGAGGUUAUUGAUAUGCAGUUGACAAAAUUUUGGGAGUUAGAACAUUGUCCAGAGACAUUAAAUCAGCUAUACUCGGAUUCUGAACAGUUUUGUGAGGAUCAUUUUAUGCAAAAUUAUAGUCGUGAUCAUAAAGGUCAUUUUAUCGUCAAGUUUCCUUUUAGGGAUAAUGUUAGCAAAUUAGGAAUGUCUAAGGAAAUGGCUGCUAAGCGUUUAACAUUUUUGGUGCAGCGUUUAAACAAAAAUAAGUCUUUAGAAAGAGAGUAUAUUAAUUUUCUGAAUGAAUACCGGGACUUAGGGCAUAUGGUUAAAGUCAAAAACUUCUCUAUCAGCGACGUCGAUCCCAGGUUAUGCUAUUAUUUACCGCAUCAUGCAGUUCUUAAAGAAUCAAGUUUGACGACAAAGCUUAGGGUAGUUUUUGAUGCGUCAGCCAAGACAGAUACUGGAUUAUCUUUAAACGACAUUCAGUAUGUGGGCCCAACUAUUCAAAGAGAUCUCUUGUCUAUACUCUUACAGUUUAGAAUUUACCCGUUUGUCAUUAAUGCAGAUAUAUCCAAGAUGUAUCGUCAGAUACUUAUUCAUCCCGAUGAACGACGAUUUCAAAGAAUUUUAUGGAAGGAUCCGCAGUCCUCGGAUGCUUCUAUUGAAUGUUACGAGCUACAGACUGUUACUUACGGUUGCGCCUCGUCGCCAUUUUUGGCAGUCAGAUGUCUAAAGCAGUUGGCAUUAGAUUUUAAACAUGAAUUUCCGCAGGCUUGUGAAAUUAUUUUAAACUGCUUUUAUUUUGAUGAUCUUUUGGCCGGAACCUUUUCAAGUGCUGAACUAUUGCAGCUUCAACGAGAUAUAUCAUUUAUUUUGGAGUCUGGAGGUUUUAAAUUAAGAAAAUGGCUUUCUAAUAGGCCUGAAUUGCUGCCUAAGUUUCAUGUAGAUAAUGAAAUAUCUUCGGGUAUUUUGCAAAUUGGCCAAACUGAACAAAAUAAAACUUUGGGUAUCAUUUGGAAUGCUUAUAGUGAUGCUAUUCAUUAUUCGAUAAAAUCAUUUUCUGGUAGGGGCAUUCUGACCAAAAGGGUAAUUUUGUCAGUAACAAGCCAAAUAUUUGACCCUUUGGGACUGCUAGGGCCAAUAGUUGUCGUUGCAAAACUUAUUUUGCAAUCUUUAUGGCAAAGCCAGCUCUCUUGGGAUGAGCCAGUACCGGCAGUUCUUACUGAAAAAUGGAUACAUUUUUGUGAAGACCUUCAAACUCUAAAUGAGUUAAAAAUUCCAAGGUUUGUUUUAUGCAAUGGUUUCCUAAAGGUUUGUUUAUAUGGAUUUGCAGACGCCUCCGAAAGGGCCUAUGGAGGCUGCGUUUAUAUAGUAAGCUCUACAGAGGAUGGGGUUGUGUCUUCUAAUCUAUUGUUAUCAAAGUCUCGCAUUGCCCCAAUUAAGACUAUAAGUUUACCUCGCCUUGAGCUGUGUGCUGCGUUGCUUACUGCAAAGUUGGUGGAUAAGGUAAAGGAAUCCAUCAAGUUAAACAUUGAUAAAUGUUAUUAUUUAACUGACUCCACUAUUGCUCUUUGUUGGAUAAAGGGCUGCCCAAGUCGUUGGAAAACAUUCGUGGCAAACAGAGUCACUAAAAUUCAAGCCUUAACCAGUUCGAUUGAUUGGUUUCAUGUAAGGUCAGAGGCAAAUCCUGCCGACUGUCUAUCCAGAGGCAUUUCAGCCCAACAACUUUUAAAUUUUGAGCUAUGGUGGAAGGGACCCGUGUCUUAUUUUUUAUGCUCAGAUAAUUUGCAAGAGUUCCCAGUUGUACCACAAGAAAUACCGGAGGAAAAAGUUGUUUCCCAUUCGUCUAUUGUCUUCGAGGCACCUGAUUUUAAUUUAGAUAAAUUUUCACAAUUAAUUAAAUUACAAAGGGUGUUUGCAUAUGUCUUAAGAUUUAUUAAAAAUUUGAAAGAUAAAGGGAAAUUCUGUGGGCCUCUGUCUUGUAGUGAGCUUAAUUUCUCGUUACAGAAUUUGUUAAAAAUUGCUCAAAAACAAUCGUUUCCCAGUGAAUAUCAUUCCUUUUUAAGUCAGAAGAAAAUAAAAAUGUCUAGUAAACUCUUGAGCCUUAAUCCAUAUAUUGACAGUGAUGGUUUAAUAAGAGUAGGUGGUAGGAUUCAAAAGGCGAAGGUUUCUGAGGAACAAAGGCAUCCUGUAAUUUUACAUAAUAAACAUUUUUUAACUACUUUGAUUAUGCGUCAUACCCAUGAACGCCUUUUGCACUGCGGUCCACAGCAGUUGUUAUAUACUGUAAGACAACAAUAUUGGCCAAUUUCUGGUCGUGGCCUAGCUAGGUCUGUUGUUAGACGGUGCGUUAUUUGUUUUAAGGCUAAACCAGUAACUGCUGAUUAUAUUAUGGGAAAUUUACCCGAAUGUAGAGUAUCAGCGUACCAACCAGUGUUUACAUAUACUGGUAUUGACUACGCAGGCCCAAUUGAAAUUCGGGACAGAAAAACUAGAAAUCCCAAACUUUUAAAGGCGUACAUAUGUAUUUUUAUUUGUAUGAGUACAAAAUGUAUUCAUCUAGAGUGCGUGACAGAUCUCACAAGUCAAUCGUUUAUUUUGGUCUUGCGGCGAUUUGUUGCGAGAAGAGGUAAACCUUUGCACCUUUAUUCUGAUAAUGGCACUAAUUUUGUCGGGGCCAAUUCAAUUUUACGUCAAUUUUUUGAGUCCAAUUCUGAUAGGAUUGAUUCUGCUUUGUCUAGUGAAGGUAUUAACUGGCACUUUAUACCUCCCAGGGCUCCUAAUUUUGGCGGGUUAUGGGAAUCGGGCAUUAAAUGUGUUAAGUAUCAUUUAAAACGCGUAAUUGGUGAAGCUAAACUUACCUACGAAGAGCUUAGCACGAUUUUAACGCAAAUAGAGGGAGUGUUAAACUCCAGACCUUUAUCGCCAUUGUCAACGGACCCUGAGGAUGUGACACCUCUGACCCCAGCUCAUUUUCUGCUGGGAAGACCGAUGACAGCCCUUCCCGAUGAUGACUACAAGCAAGUGCCUGAAAAUCGUCUUGCCAAGUUUCAGCGACUUCAAUCAAUCGUGCAACACUUUUGGGAGCGUUGGAACAAAGAAUAUAUUUCGGAGUUGCAAAGCCGGGUCAAGUGGAAGAAAAAUCAUCCUUCUUUGUUGAAGCUUGGAUCGAUUGUGCUGAUUAAGGAGGACAAUUUGCCGAUUUCAGCAUGGAAGCUAGGUCGAGUCACAGAAUUACACUACGGUGAAGACAAGGUCGUACGAGUCGCCACAGUUAUGUGCAAGGACAGGACCUGUUGUAAACGGGCUGUUACAAAACUUUGUGUGCUGCCUAUCAGUGAAAAUAAUUUAAUAGAAUAGAAUUAAUUUUAAAAUAUGUUCUGUUAAUGCCUGAUUGGUAUUGUAUUUUAUUUAAGUUAGUUUAAUAUUUUUUCUUAAGGCUAAGGCACUUGUAACAAUUUAAAUUUAUUUAGUUUGCUUGUUUUUUAUAUUACUAAUGUUGAAAUUGAUAUUUCAAGGCGGGCGGCAUGUUAGGGCCAAAUUUGAACAGCGGCAUCACCGCUCGUAGUUAGUUUAAUGAGAGUCUUCAAUAAGCUCACACCACGACGCCGUUCCUAUGUACCAGUCGUUACUUUUACGGUUGUAUUUAAUAUAAAUAUUAAAGUUAUUACAAAUAAAUUAUACAGUCCAUAUCGAACCCUUCAAAAUUAUUAUUUAUUGUUAGGUAUAGAUAAGAAGUUUUGGGAUUAUGCUCACUAGUUCCGAUAUUUAUUUAUUUUUAAGGUGUGCCUUUGCCUUUCAUAAAAGUUAUUCUAUGAAAUAUAUUUCUUUUAUCACAUUCCCAUCAGUACAAAGUAAAUAUAUAAAGAAAUAUUUAGUUUUUAUUA